CAUAUUUUUUCCGUGUUAGCUGUUUUACGCCCGAUGAACAUUUGCAUAAAAGGAAAUUGAAAGAUAUGAAGCACGUUUCUGUAAAACUUUAGUAGCAUUCGGAAGUUACGAUCUUCAACGAAAGAGAGGACAUACAAAACAUUUCACCAGGAAGUUUUGAAAUUUUGACAUGAUAACAUUACGUCUAUUUCUAUUAUUUACAGGAACAUUGGUAAAAAUAAUUAUAAAUGCAGAUAACAAAGAAAGAACCUGGAGUGAUGCCAACUCGGAAUGUAAUCUUCUCGGAUCACACGAAAGUGGAAUAUUCUCUGAAAUAUCAGCUAUAUAUCAAGAUCAAGUACCGACAGAUGGCAAAAUGUACUGGAUAGCUGCAAUUAAGAAGACAACGAUCCCUUUUAGAUUUAAUAAGUGCAGAUCUUCUGUCGACGUAAAUACCGGUAUCUUCAAUAUCCAGGGGACAAGACGACCAGUUUAUGACUGUUUUAACAAUUGUAGUGGAGAUUUUUUUGCAUUAUCACUGCUCGUUGCUCGCAUACGUCUGACUCAACCUUUUUUGUCACAAGUGAUCUACAUACUGACGUUAUUAUACCCCCCGCUUGAGAAGUGGGAAGUCAUCGAAAUGUGCUUGCACACUAAUAUCUAUAGGAAAAACUGAAGUGUGUAACUACAAAUUAUUUGAAGGGACGAAAAUGGACUUCUACAGUGAAUCUAACUAUUUAGAAUACAGAAAGGGAUCAGUUCAAGGUAUGAGUUACUCAUAAAGAUAUAUG
This is a messenger RNA of Saccostrea cuccullata (small rock oyster), 770 nucleotides long. RefSeq lists its product as uncharacterized. The transcript has 5 exons. The coding region runs from base 170 to 655 and encodes 161 amino acids. NCBI's taxonomy places the organism in Eukaryota, Metazoa, Mollusca, Bivalvia, Ostreida, Ostreidae. The record is from RefSeq and is a predicted model, not a curated record.